This is a messenger RNA of Trichomonas vaginalis G3, 747 nucleotides long. Its product is annotated as phage tail repeat-like family. Bases 1 to 747 code for a protein of 248 amino acids. The transcript has a single exon. The record is from RefSeq and is a predicted model, not a curated record. NCBI's taxonomy places the organism in Eukaryota, Parabasalia, Trichomonadida, Trichomonadidae.
AUGACAUUGCCUGACCCAGCUCCAGCACCAUACUAUUAUGACUAUGGAGAUGACAACAGAACACCACAUGUAGAUGAACAAAAGCUAACAUUAUAUUUAGAUUUUUAUAGAUAUAAAAGAUAUAAUGCAAUAGAAAAAACGAGAAUAGUAUACUAUUAUGAAGAUGACAGAAAUAAAUAUUAUAGUCAAGAUUUUACCUACCCUGAAAACAUAAGAUUAUAUUAUAAAAAAUAUUCUGACUUAAACCAGAAGAAACCUGAAAUAGUUGCACUAUAUUUUAAGUUCAAAAGAGACAAUCCUAUAAUAUCUCAUAUGUUUGAUUUAAUGAACCCAGUAGGUUCUAUUUAUACAUCUAUGGAAGCAAGAGGUCCUCAAGUAAUGUUUGGUGUUGGUGCAUGGGAACAAAUAGUCGACAGGUUUUUGUAUUGUGCAAACUCUUCAAAGGAAACAGGUGGAAGUAAAACGAUUUCAGGUGAAAACUUACCUGCGCACAGUCACUACAUAGAUUUAAGUACAUCUCAAGCAGGUUGGCAUAAGCAUAGAUAUUGGGAUUGGUCAGGAAUGACAAAAGGUAAAGGAUAUGAUGUUAAAGACGACGUUAAGUUUGCUAUAAAUUGUUACUGGAGUGACACUCAGGGAGAAGGAAACCAUACACAUUUCGUUUCAGGAUAUACGCAAACAACGGGACAAAGUAAAGACUACAUGCCACCUUACAUGACAGUUUACGCAUGGUAUAGAAUUGCUUAG